AUGAGCGGGGGCGCCUGGCCGGGCUGGCUGCUCUGCAGGCUGGGGCUGGUCCUGCUCUGCCGAGGACUGCUGGUGCGGAGCCUGGAGUAUAACCAGCCGGCCGACAACUACACCGUGUGUCAAGGGGACAAUGCCAUUCUGAGCUGUUCCAUCGACGAGGAGGUGACCCGGGUGGCCUGGCUGAAUCGCUCCAACAUCCUGUACGCCGGGAACGACAAGUGGUCCAUCGACCCGCGGGUCCGGCUGCUCACCAACAGCCCGGCCGAGUUCAGCAUCGUCAUCGCUAGCGUGGACGUGUGGGACGAGGGGCUGUACACCUGCUCCUUCCAGACCCAGGCCAAGCCCCACACGGCCCAGGUCUACCUCAUCGUGCACGUGCCGGCUCGGAUCACGAACAUCUCCUCGGCCGUGACGGUGAACGAGGGGAGUGACGUGAGUUUGCUGUGCAUGGCCACGGGCAAACCAGAGCCCACCGUGACCUGGAGACAGCUGAGAGACGGGUUCACCAGCGAAGGGGAAUAUCUGGAAAUCACCGAGAUCAACAGGCAGCAGGCCGGGGAAUACGAGUGCGUCACGGCCAACGGCGUCUCUCUGGCCGACAGCAAGAGGGUCCUGAUCACAGUCAACUACCCUCCCACCAUCAAGGACGUGAAGGACGCCUAUCCCCCCAUGGGGAAGCCGGCACUGCUGAGAUGUGAGGCCAUGGCCGUGCCCCCUGCCGAAUUCGAGUGGUUCAAGGAUGACAAGCACAGACUCUUCGGGGGCCUCGAGGGGCUGCGGAUCCGGAAUGAGCGCACGCGUUCCAUGCUGCUCAUCGACAACGUCACCGCUCGGCAUUAUGGGAACUACAGCUGCCUGGCCUCCAACAAUCUGGGGGUCUCCAAUGCAAGCCUGCGGCUGAUACGCCCCGGUUCUCUGGAAAACGUAGCCGUGACCGGGAUGGAGUCCCCCUUGUUCCUGGGCUUGCUGUCGUCUGCCUUUGUGACUCUCCUGUUUAAGAUCUAGCGUGUUCGGCAGACGCGGCGGAAGGAGGGGAGGCUCGGGCGGAGAGCGCGCCAGAGAGACCUUCUCCUUUCCGGGAGAGACGAAGAGAGAAAACAAAGAAACAAAUCCUAUCGAGAACCCCAGCACUGUGAGGGAAACGUGAAAAAAGAAAAAAAAUAACGACAAAAAAAAUAUGCAUUUCUUUCUACGGCCAUUUCCCGUCACUUUCAUCCCAGACACUUCCAGCCGGACUUGUUCUAAAAGGACAAACAAACUGACCUGCAAAGACACAGGGCUUUCAAGGGUUAACGGCCAGUGCUUCUGUGCCCCGUGGGGGGCCCCACAAUAGGGCUUGUGGUGAGGGGUUGUUCCCCUGCUCUGGGAGAGUUUGCGGUUCUCAGCUGCCGUGACAGAUGAGCUUCGCUGGCUUUUGCAGAUGUUGGGAGCUGGGCCUGUCUGUGCCACACGGAGUGUUCGAGUGGAGAAUUUCCCUCGUUUGGAGCUGAAAAAUUCCUCAGCGAACAACGUUUCUUGGGCUGAGAAUCACCCUUGUUUACACAGGUUUUGGACUCUGAAUUUCCUGAUUUCAUGAAGCUUUCCGGGCUGAGAUUUUCCUUGGUUUACACAGAUCUGAGGCUGAAAAUUUCCUUCCUUCGCAAAGGUUUUCGGGCUGAGACUGAUCCUUGUUUACACAGGUUUGUGGCUGCGAAUUAAUUAGUUUGCAAAGUUUUGGGGCUGAGAAUGACCCUGGUUUGCACAGGUCUGAGGCUGAAAACACCCUUCGUUCACAAAGUUUUUUGGACUGAAAAUCCUUAAUUCACAAAAAUGUUUGCGCUGAGACUGACCCUUGUUUACACAGGUUUGAGGCUGUGAAUUUUUCUAGUUUGCAACCUUUUGGGGGCUGAGACUGGCCCUGGUUGACACAGGUUUGAAGCUAGAAAUGUCCUUAGUUCACAGAGUUUUGUGGGCUGAGACUUCUCCUAAUUCACACUGGGUUUGGCUUGAGAAUCUCCUUAGUUCACAAAGGUUUUAGGGGCUCAGACUUUCCCUAGUUUCUGCAGGUUUCAGGCUUUCCUUGUUCACAGGGCUUUGUCUUUACCCCAGUUCUGGGGUGCAGAUUUAUUUCCUUCACGAAGUUUUCUGGGGUGAGAAUUUCCCUGGUUUACUGAGCUUUCGGGGUGAGCCUUUCCUUAAUCCGGCGAGUUUUUUGUGAAUUUCCUUAGUGAACAAACCAACCCAAAAAAUACCCCCCUUUUAGCUGUGAAUUCAUAGAAUCGUAGAAGAUCAGGGUUGGAAGGGACCUCAGGAGGUAUCUAGUCC
This is a messenger RNA of Terrapene triunguis (Three-toed box turtle), 2304 nucleotides long. It is a transcript of the gene IGLON5, whose product is annotated as IgLON family member 5. The coding region runs from base 1 to 1005 and encodes 334 amino acids. The transcript is spliced from 8 exons. Gene Ontology annotation, cellular component: neuron projection. Lineage: Eukaryota; Metazoa; Chordata; Testudines; Emydidae. The record is from RefSeq and is a predicted model, not a curated record.